UCCAACUGCUCAGCAUGUGAAUCGACGCGCCGCAUGAAGUCAAGUCGAAAAACGAUGGAAAUAUAAGCCUUUUCGCGUUUCAAAUGUUUUUGUUUUGCGCCAAAGUAACCACGUUUAAGUGUUAAACGCGCUAGAAUAAUUUGUGCUUGCAUUACUUCGAGAAAAACGGGACUGUAAGUGUUAUUUCCACCGGAUUGGGAGUGAGAGUGGACUGCUUGGAGUCACUUACAAAGACCAUCAAGAAGUCAUGACACGACGAACGUUUUACUUGGAUUUAUCUUCAUAAAACACGAGAAAAGUCGAUUACAUGUAUUUCAGCUCGAACUAAUUGGACUACGAGCUAAGUAUUGGGACAGUUGCCGUUGAUUUUCUUCGCUUUUCAGCUGUUUUUAAGUCGUCCUACUUGGAUCAAAGUUUUUUCCUUCCCUCCCCCCUCCUCCUCAACUAUGGCGGCGGCCAGGUCCACCACUGGCUCCGUUUUUCUGCGGAUCAUGUGGCUGGUGUGCGGGCUGGCCUUCUCACCUACUUCUGCUCAACAUUACAACAGUGAGAGUGGAAUAUCCGUCCCAGAACACGGGUUUUGCCAACCCAUCUCCAUCCCGCUCUGCACCGACAUCGCCUACAACCAGACCAUCAUGCCGAACCUCCUGGGCCACACUAACCAAGAGGACGCCGGACUUGAAGUGCACCAGUUCUACCCGCUGGUUAAGGUCCAGUGCUCUGCGGAUCUUAAGUUCUUCCUCUGCUCCAUGUAUGCGCCGGUCUGCACUGUACUGGAGCAGGCCAUACCCCCUUGUCGGUCCCUGUGUGAGCGUGCACGGCAGGGAUGUGAAGCCCUGAUGAAUAAAUUCGGCUUUCAGUGGCCAGAGCGGCUCCGCUGCGAGGCAUUCCCAGUCCACGGAGCCGGUGAUAUCUGCGUCGGCCAGAACACAUCCGACCCCGGCAGCCCGGCCUCUUCGUCUUCCCCCUAUGCACCCGACCCGACUCUCCCCCCAAAUAUUGGCCGACCGAACCAACGCCCGCCCCAGCACAACCAGUACCACCAGUUCUCCUGCCCUCUACAGCUGGAGGUGCCUUCCUAUUUGGGUUACCGUUUCAUGGGGGUCAAAGACUGCGGGGCCCCGUGUGAGCCCACUAAACCAACCGGAAUUAUGUAUUUCCGGGAGGAUGAGGUGAAAUUUGGACGGCUGUGGGUUGGCAUCUGGUCCAUCUUGUGUUGCGUGAGCACCUUAUUCACAGUGCUCACCUACUUAGUGGACAUGAGGCGGUUCAGAUACCCAGAGAGGCCCAUCAUCUUUUUAUCCGGGUGUUAUUUUAUGGUGGCGGUGGCCUACGCUGCUGGAUUUUUCUUGGAGGAUAAAGUAGUUUGUGUGGACAAAUUCAAGGAAGACGGCUAUAGGACCGUGGCCCAAGGGACUAAAAAGGAGGGCUGCACCAUCCUCUUCAUGGUGCUGUACUUUUUUGGCAUGGCCAGCUCCAUCUGGUGGGUGAUUUUGUCCCUGACUUGGUUCCUCUCGGCUGGGAUGAAAUGGGGACAUGAGGCGAUUGAAGCCAACUCCCAAUACUUCCACCUGGCAGCAUGGGCUGUCCCGGCCAUCAAAACCAUCACCAUCCUAGCCAUGGGCCAGGUGGACGGCGAUGUCCUGACCGGGGUGUGUUUCGUUGGGAUCUUCAACGUGGAUGCCCUCCGUGGCUUCGUCCUGGCCCCGCUUUUCGUCUACCUGUUCAUCGGCACGUCCUUCUUACUGGCCGGCUUCGUGUCCCUGUUCCGGAUCCGCACAAUCAUGAAGCACGACGGCACCAAGACGGAGAAGUUGGAGAAGCUGAUGGUGCGGAUCGGUGUUUUCAGUGUGCUCUAUACGGUACCGGCCACCAUAGUGAUCGCCUGUUACUUCUACGAGCAGGCCUUCAGGGAGCACUGGGAGCGGACCUGGCACAUGCAGACCUGUAAGCGCUUCGCCGUACCCUGUCCGGUUCACAACUUUGCCCCCAUGACUCCAGACUUCACCGUGUUCAUGAUCAAAUACCUGAUGACCAUGAUAGUCGGGAUCACCUCGGGUUUCUGGGUCUGGUCCGGGAAGACUCUUCAAUCAUGGCGGAGGUUCUACAAGCGCCUUAGCAACGGUAACCACGGAGAGACAACGGUGUAAAGCUGGAGGGUGAAAAGACAAAGCCACGGAGUUUUGGAUCUAACAACCACGAAAAAGAGACAGCCUACACUCCUGACUUUUGCAUCGUUUGGAUUAUAACCUGGUGAAAAUGGACAUAUUGGUCCCUGAACUGUAAUGCCAGACUGGUGAAGUUACUUUUAAUAUGAAAUUCCCCACUUAUUAUUGCGUAUAUCCUUAAUAUUACAUUUGAAUGUACUUUCUGUCAACUCUGGUGAGAGCUUCUCAGUGGAAAGCACCAUAACAGAAAAGACUGAUGGGCCAUGCAGUGUGGCACUCUGUCCACCCUGCAGCAAAAAGGUCAUAGGUUUGAUCCCUACAGCAGCCACGCCACCUGACUGGGAUUUCAUUAACUAGAGAAGCCUGGACUAUACAUGUAAAUUUUAAGUUACUCUGCCUUUAGCUAAAGACCGAAAUGCUUUAAUACUGUGUUAAAUAUUGCAGAGUACAAUCUCUCCUGUUGUAAUCUGAGGAAUGACCAUCAACUCUGCCAUUACUGCCAAGUGGCUGCCCAGAAAUCAAAACACUUUUUAUUUUUCGUUCUUUUCUUUUUUCUUUUUUUUGAUUUUCAGACUGAUGAAUAUUUGCUUCUGCGUUGAAUGUUCACUCCGAAGGUGAAUGAAGUUACAUAUUGGUUUGCACAGCUAUAUAAAGGUUACAAGUGUUAAAAACGACUGAUCCACUACAGGAUAACUUGGAUCUGACAGUUCAAGAGACCACACACACACACACACACACACACACACACACACACAGGCCUCCACUCUCUGUAAUGGAGACACAACAGCUCAUUGUUUGUCUCUGUGUGUGGUCUCUCGACUGUUGGAUCUCCCAUCAAAAAGACUUUUUAAGCUUUUAAGACAUCCAAAGCACCAUUUCAAGGAUCCAGAUUUAAUCCGUGGGAGGGGAAAUGGUUGCUCAGGAUUUUAAUGUUAUUUCAUCCUGGAUAAAGAUGACUGUACACAUUCACACCUGUUUUCUGCCCACUGUUACAGAAUCUGUCUCUUGUAUAAUUUCACUCAUAGCGGUAAAUGGUUUCAUAAACAGACUGAACAUUUUAGAGUUUUUAAUGAAUCAUUAUUUUAGUGUCUACCUUACACAAGCCUUUAAAACUCAGAGAGAUGGCAUUUAUUUUCUCUCCACCUAGAAACCAGCUUUAUGUUUGAUGUUUUACAUCAUGGAAACACUAAGAAGGAAGUCAAAGGUCACAAAUGUGGAAACAUUUUUUCAAUUUGAGAGAGUGCAGUGGAGACAAACUGCAGCGGAGGUGUAGUGUAUAUCUGGGACAGAAUCUGUGGAGAUGAUAUAAGAGGUUAUUAGAACUAAAUUGAUUAUGUGUUUUGGUGAAAUUGAAUGUUCAUGACCUCAGCUAGUACAGAAAAAAUAUUUUCAGAUUUUACUGUAAACCUCUUUAUAGAAUAGCAGGAAAAUGUGAACUAAAUGCUCUUACCAUUAGAGUAACAAAACCCAAAAGUGUAUUUCAGGACUGAGGACCUUCAUUUAUUUUCUGGAACCUGCAUAGUUUUUGAACAUUCUGUGGAAACUCGAGACUUUUAAUUCAAGUGAGGAAAAAAGUAACCUGCAGUGAUUUAGUCCCAUUGAUAACCCACUGUUUAAUGUAGAGCACUAGUCACUUGAGCUGAAUCACAUUUUAUUUCUCUCAUUUAUAAAAUCAGACGGAGAUCGUGUCUGGAAAUCUGAGCAGAAAAACAUGUUUAGGUCUUGACUGAGUCAUCUGCAAGGCAGGAUAUGAUGUGCCAGAUGCCGCUGUUUCUUGUCGUUUAGCACAUUUUCUCAACAUACAUCACAUGAUGAUGUAAAUGAUGAAUGAAAACUCACAAAGGUAUGACCUUACGGACCUGGUACUCUCGUCAUUCUUAAUCUCUAAAGCUGUGCCCCAAAUCCACACAUACUCAUACUAGAAACACACACUAUGUACCAAUCUGUUACAGCAGUUUGUAAACAAGAAAUGUCGCAUUUCAUGUGAAUGAACUACAUACCUCAAACCCCGGUUAAAAUUAGCAUGUAGGAUUGAGCACUCCACACGGCUCAUCUCUCAUCCAUCGUGCUUUUACCUAACAAGGCAGAAAUAUUUUGUGCGCUGUGAUCUUCCAGUGUCAAUGAUACCAGACUGAUCUGUUUGUGUUGUACUAUGUUUUCAGAAGGAAUAUGAGUGUGUUUGUGUGUAUUUUUAUCACAGCAUAUGCAACCUACCAAGUAAACACAGACUGUUUUUUUUAAAGGCAUAUUGUAUUUAUGGGGAUACUCAUUUUUGUCUUUUUUACUUGUUUUUUAUCGAGAUAAGCCUGUUGUACGUGUACAGUUUGAAUAAAACAGAUAAGGUUUGUAAUGUUU
Molecule: messenger RNA, 4523 nt
Organism: Seriola dumerili (greater amberjack)
Lineage: Eukaryota; Metazoa; Chordata; Actinopteri; Carangiformes; Carangidae
Product: frizzled-7-like
Exons: 2
Coding region: 447-2150 (567 amino acids)
Biological process (GO): non-canonical Wnt signaling pathway; canonical Wnt signaling pathway
Cellular component (GO): plasma membrane
Molecular function (GO): Wnt-protein binding; Wnt receptor activity
Source: RefSeq, a predicted model, not a curated record